Molecule: messenger RNA, 6259 nt
Organism: Carassius gibelio (silver crucian carp)
Lineage: Eukaryota; Metazoa; Chordata; Actinopteri; Cypriniformes; Cyprinidae
Product: protein BEAN1-like
Exons: 6
Coding region: 426-1370 (314 amino acids)
Source: RefSeq, a predicted model, not a curated record
UCUUUCUCUCUCUGUAUAAUGGCACAGCAUCAUCUGCCCUCAUUUCUUUAUUCAGAAAGCCUGAAGUGCCAGGAGACUCAGCCAUGAGGUGGCGAGGAUACAGAUACAUCAGUUGUUUACUCUGAUUUUUUUUUACAGUCUUUGUAGUGAAAGUGCCGUGAUAAAGUAAGAAAUCGUUUUGGAUUCGGAGUAAAGCGGCGUUCGCGCAUCUCUGUCAGGUGAUUUGAUGUAGCCUAGUCUGUGAUCGGUGGCACAUCCGUGCAUAUACAACACGACCGCGCGAGAUAUUUAGACAUGUCGAGGAGCUGAAUUUGCAGGAUUGUGGUUAAACGUAACUGAGCAGGUUAGAAGAGGAAAAUUAAUCUGCAGCUCUGAGUCCAUAUGGGCUUUUUAGAGCUAUCCUAGAAACACCGACGUUCAGUUGCAUGGGGCUAUUUUCUCCUCUGCGAGCGGUUCUACUCCUGCACUGUCAUCUUGUUUUCACUACUUCAGAUAUAAUCAAGAGUGGCAAGAAUUACACCAAGACAUAUGAGAACAUCAUCCUUCUUUGCAAAAAGGAGAAGGUCAGAAUUGGAACCUGCUUGGUGGACCGUUUAAGAUGUUACUAUAGGAAAGACUGUGGCAGGGAGUACAUGUUGAUGAAACUGAUUUGUUCAGCGAGCUCAAACCUGAGCAGUCAUGCUCAUGAGUACCCAGACUGCCAAGAAGGGGGUAAUGAAACCAGCCUGCUGGUGUCCCCUCUGGUGGUGGCUGGCAUCGUCAUCGGCCUGGUGCUCUUCCUCUCCUGCGUCACCAUCAUCGUGGGCAGUCUGCGCAAAGACAGCCGCCUGCGCAACCCCCACCUGCAUGCCAGCUACGCUCCAGAUGGCCUCUCAUAUGGUGGCUCCAUUGGAGAGCUGAGGUCCACUUGUGUUGAGGACUUUCCCCCUGCGUUUGAUUUCGACUCCUACGUGGAGACAGUAUCUCAAGUCAACGUCGCGUACCCAGACUCCCCACCUCAUUAUGAUGAGUGUGUGGGACAAGGGACACAGAUAUAUGUUCCUGCGGACGAUCCGCCCCCCUACUCCCUCACAGACCCGUGCCUGGAGCAUCCCACCACACACCGUCACAGAGAGAUGGUGGAUCUGCUCGCUGGUGCGUCCUGGGUGUCAGCAAGUGGCUCUUCUCAUUACCCAAACAGACCACAGGACUUCAGGCUCCAGCCAAUCGCCUCCAUCUCUUUGUCAGCCUUACCUUUAGAUGAGGCGCCCCCAUACGAGGCAGUAGUGAGUGAACAAAACCACCCUCUUCCUCUGAUGCCCCUGGAUCUGCUCAAACACACUACGGCAGACAGCAGUCCACAGGACAGUGUUUCCCACACGAUCCUGUAAUGCGGGUCUCUCCUGCACACUCAUACGUCACUGUACCAAACCAGCUUGGAGAGGGACUCUGUUGUGUGGCUGGGGCCUUCUGAAUCGAGAGCUGAAACUGACACCUGCAGGAGCCCAUAAUUACCUCUCACUUCAGCCGACACAGACACUGCACCUCCUGUUUUCUGUGACACAGAGGGAGCUGCCAUGAGAGCACAGGGCUAUCGACCACUUUUUUGUGCGAAACCUCACCUUGUCUUUUGCUUAUAGUGUAAUAAGAUGUCAAUGUUUUUCUUCUUUUACUGGUAGACUGAUAGAUGAUUUCACAAGCGCCAAUUUCAGCAUCCAUUGAAGUUUGCCCUUCUGGAUGUCGGAAAAGAACAGAAAGCCUCUCAAUAAACCUGGGGCCGUAACAGAAAAAUGUACUAGUGCUGUCAAAUGAUUCAUCGCAUCCAAAAUAAACAUUUUUGUUUGCAUAAUAUACGUGUGUGUUCUGUGUAUAUUUAUUAUGUAUAUAUAAAUACACACACAUACGGUAUAUAUUUUGAAAAAUAUUUACGUCUAUAUACAUUUAUUAUUAAUAUUAUAAAAAUAUUUAAUAUAUAAACAAAACUUAUUUUUCUGAAAUAUAAACAUGCAUGUGUGUGUAUUUAUACAGUAUGUACAUAAUAAAUUACACCGUCCAUAUGCAUAUAUUAUGUAAACAAAAACUUUUAUUUUGGAUGCGACUAAUCGUGAUUAAUCAUUUGACAGCGCUAAUAUUCACAUAGGAAUAGACAUCUGUCUUUCUUUUUAGUGUUAAAAUGUGUGUUCCUGCAUGAGUGACUGAGUAUUUCCAACAGUAUUUCUGUUACAACUUUCCUGUUUUUUGUUUUUUUGUUUUCUGCUUUCUUUCUUUAAAAUUUUGGAUUGGUUUUAACUACACUAGUAAACAUUUGAAGCGGAUCAAAACCUUUUGUCAAAGUUGUCUUAAAGCCUAAAACCAGAAUGUGUUCUUAUCUUCGAAUAACUUUGAUUAACCUUUUUGAUUCACUUCAGAUGUUGACUACUAUAUUUACGUUUUGUAAACUGAAAGUUUUUUUUAAGAUGAUAUUUUGUAAAUUUAAUAACUAGCAAAGAGGAGAAAUUAUUACCUUUAAUAGAAAUUUGAAUGUCAUCAGAAAAUCAAUAUGCUUUUAAUCCAUACUUUUCAUUUCUUUUCUCCUUCACAUCAGUGGUUCUCAACCAGAGGGCCAGGGCCCACUAGGGAUCUAAACCAACCUUCAUGAUAUGUCUUAAUAUGAUUUCAAUUUUGUUAUAUUAACAUUAUCUUAAAAGAAUAUUUCUCUAAAAAAAAUUUAAUUUGCUUAAAAAUGACAAACCCUCAGAACAUCCAGAAUGUAGAUGAGUGUGUCUUCAUCUGAACAGAUUUUGAGAAAUUUAGCAUCACAUCACUUGUUCACCAAGGAUCCUCUACAGUGAAUGGGUGCCGCCAGAAUGAGAGUCCAAACAGCUGAUAAAAACAUCACAAUAAUCCACAAGUAAUCAACGUGACUCCAGGCCAUCAGUUAACAUCUUGUAAAUAUUGUCUUGGACAAAGGUUGAGAACCACUGUUUUACAUCUAUUUCAUAGAUCACUGUGAUGUAUUUAGAUUUCCUUCUGUUUGCAGAGACUACUGUUUUCCUCAAGUCUCAAAUGCACCUGAAGAUCUUAUUAGGAGAACAGUAGAUGUGUGACAAGUGAUAUCAAGCUUAAUAGAUACAACAAUACAAACUAUAGUUAGAAAGGGCUUUAGGGAACUUUAGGGAACCAAAGGGUGUAAAACAACUGUUCUCCUAAACUGCAUUGAUGCUGUGUACAUUAGAACAUAAGAGCUGAGACUGGUAACCAAGUAGCUCAACUGCAAAGCCAUUGUAGCAUUGACGUCAAUAUGAAAUAAAACAUAAGAUAGUUCUUGCUGGACACAUGCUGUGCUUCCAAAACAUUUAUGUAUUAGAUUUGUUUCUGUUUUUGGUCGAACAUUGCCCACUUUAUUCAUUGUAACACAGUGGCUUCGCCACAUGCAUGUUUCUAAUAUACAAUGUGCCUAUUAAUCCACGACUGUUAGAUUAACAUGCUAAAGUGAAGAAAAUUUCAUUCCAAAACACAUAUAUACAUACAGUCACCUAAAGGAUUAUUAGGUGCACCUGUUCAAUUUCUCAUUAAUGCAAUUAUCCAAUCAACCAAUCACGUGACAGUUGCUUCAAUGCACUUAGGGGUGUGGUCCUGGUCAAGACAAUCUCCUGAACUCCAAACUGAAUGUCAGAAUGCAAAAGAAAGGUGAUUUAAGCAAUUUUGAGGGUGGCAUGGUUCUUGGUGCCACACGGGCCAGUCUGAUUAUUUCACAAUCUGCUCAGUUAUUGGAAUUUUCACGCACAACCAUUUCUAGGGUUUACUGUGACUGAAAUAAACACUCGUUACAACAGAGGUAUGCAGCAAAGCAUUUGUGAAGCCACAACACGCACAACCUUGAGGCGGAUGGGCUACAACAGCAGAAGACCCCACCAGGUACCACUCAUCUCCACUACAAAUAGGAAAAAGAGGCUACAAUUUGCAUGAGCUCACCAAAAUUGGACAGCUGAAGACUGGAAAAAUGUUGCCUGGUCUGAUGAGUCUGGAUUUCUGUUGAGACAUUCAGAUGGUAGAGUCAGAAUUUGGCGUAAACAGAAUGAGAACAUGGAUCCAUCAUGCCUUGUUACCACUGUGCAGGCUGCUGGUGGUGGUGUAAUGGUCUGGGGGUUGUUUUCUUGGCACACUUUAAGCCCCUUAGUGCCAAUUGGGCAUUGUUUAAAUGCCACGGCCUACCUGAUUAUUGUUUCUGACCAUGUCCAUCCCUUUAUGACCACCAUGUACCCAUCCUCUGAUGGCUACUUCCAGCAGGAUAAUGCACCAGGUCACAAAGCUCGAAUCAUUUCAAAUUGGUUUCUUGAACAUGACAAUGAGUUCACUGUACUAAAAUGGCCCCCACAGUCACCAGAUCUCAACCCAAUAGAGCAUCUUUGGGAUGAGGUGGAACGGGGGCUUCGUGCCCUGGAUGUGCUUCCCACAAAUCUCCAUCAACUGCAAGAUGCUAUCCUAUCAAUAUGGGCCAACAUUUCUAAAGAAUGCUUUCAGCACCUUGUUGAAUCAAUGCCACAUAGAAUUAAGACAGUUCUGAAGGUGGAAGGGGGUCAAACACAGUAUUAGUAUGGUGUUCCUAUUAAUCCUUUAGGUUAGUGUAUAUUUAUUUAUAUAUUUAAAAGCUGCCCAGAAAUGACACUGCAUGACACCUCACCUCUAUUCUCGCCACUUUCCCUCAGCACGAAAGUAAAUACUUACAGAAAAGAGGGUCUAUAAGGGAUUUUUACAUUGAAUUUGAUGCAUGAAUGUGUUUCUUUUGUAGUGAAAAGCAGCACAAAGCAGAAAUGAAUAUUUAAUGGCCCACUAUUAUUUAUUUAUUGUACUUUGGAUGGAUGGACUCAUGUUACAGUACUUUUGACUUCCACCAAUGUUUAGUUAAAAAGUUUAUACUCAUCACAUUAAGAAGAAAAGCUACUUUUCCAGUAAUAACACAUCUGAAGUAGCAUUACAAGGUCAUUUUGUAGAUGUCGAGUCUGUCUCUUUCUGCACAUAUAGCUCUGUAAAGAUGUGAGCUGUAUCGGUCAACACCUUAGAUGAAGAAAUGGUCCAGAUGUUCUAUGAUGUAAUGAGUAGAGGUGGGUUAGCUGCUGCCACCACACUGUAAUAAUAUUAAUAAUCUGUAAACCCUCGAGUCUAAUGGAAUAGUUCACCCAAAUAUGAACAUUUGCAGAGAAUGUACCCUUACACCAUCCAAGAUGUAGAUAGUUUGUUUCUUCAUCGGAACAGAUAUGGAGAAAUUUAGCAUUACAUAAUUUGCUUACCAAUGAAUGGGUGUAAAACAUCACAAUAAUCCACAAGUUAUCAACAUGACUCCAGUACAUAAAAUAACUAUAUUGUGAUGUGAAAAGCUGCGCAUUUGUAAGAAAGAUUUCAAGGCAUUGUAACUUUAAACUGUCUCAUCUGUCCAAAACAUAAUAAUACUGAAAAAGUCAUUUUACAUCAAAAUCCACUAACAUAUUUGUUUAGAACUGUUUUGGUUCGUUUACAGACUUGACUACUUUUUUCACUGAAAGCAAUAGUAUAGAUAGAGGACUCAUAUUUUAGUCAGAAGCAAGAGUCUGAAGUAAAAAAAAUGUUUUAUAUAAGAAUUUGUUUAUUACAAGCGCAGCUUUUUGCUUCACAGGGUUGAUCAACUGGAGUUGUGUUGAUGCUGAAUUUCUUCAAAUCUUUUCUGAUAAAGUAACAUCCUCAGGCCAUCCAAUAUGUAGCUGAAUUUGAGUAUUUUCAGUAGUUUUUCAUUUUGGGAUAAAGUAUUCCUCUCAUUCACACUUGUUAGCAAGACUGUAACCAGUCUGUGUGCGUAAAGAUAAAAUAAAGUUCAAAUAAACACAUGCGGUACAGAUUUAGAGGAAUAUUGCCAAAUUCUCAAAGAAGAUCUGUUUCCCAUUUGUCACAUAGUAUUUAUUUUUCUGGGUUUUGUGAAUUUUAGCUUCAUCUAGUGAGUUGAUAUUGAGGAAAUUCACUUUUAACUGUCUUACAUUUGUGUGCUAAACUAUUUUGCCAGUUUCUUUAGACCACACGGAUAUGUUUCUCGCAAGAGAAUAGCACCAUAGCAUUGAAACCCAUUGUAAAUGUUGACUUACAUUUAAUGAAAUCAUGGCAAAUGUGUCUGAAAUCUCUGUUCAAUAUGUUGUGGUCGGUUGUCCAAAGUGAUAAUGCUGUUUCAUAUAGCUGCAGAUCCUGAUGUAUGUUUUGUAUUAGAGUCUUUAUUCCUUUACCACUGUAUCCUCUGAAUAAAUAAUAAAUUAAAAAAACACAAGGCUUCUAUCUA